UAAUAACCAUGAAACUGAUCGUAUGUGUUUUGGCUUUCGUUGCCCUGGGUUACGCCCAACAACAACCUCAUCCCACGGGAGAACCCAUCCCAAUUCUGAAAUACGAAAAUGAAGGAGUAAAUGCCGAUGGAUCAUAUCAAUGGAGUUAUGAGACCGGAAACAGCAUCAAGGCCGACGAGCAAGGCCAACUGAAAAACGCCGGUUCAGAAAAUGAAGCUGAAGAAGUGCAGGGUUCCUACUCGUACACCGCUGACGACGGUACCCAGAUCUCCCUUCAGUACGUUGCCAACGAAAAUGGAUUCCAACCCGUGGGAGAUCAUCUCCCCACUCCACCACCAAUCCCGGCCGCCAUCCAGAGGGCUUUGGAAUGGAUCGCAGCUCACCCAGAGCCAGAGCAGAAGCAACAAAAGUUGUGAAAAGUUUUGCUCUUUGUAAAUAUGAGG
This is a messenger RNA of Brassicogethes aeneus, 443 nucleotides long. NCBI's taxonomy places the organism in Eukaryota, Metazoa, Arthropoda, Insecta, Coleoptera, Nitidulidae. The record is from the annotation of a GenBank genome assembly.